Linum tenue is the source of this 255-nucleotide messenger RNA. The record is from the annotation of a GenBank genome assembly. Lineage: Eukaryota; Viridiplantae; Streptophyta; Magnoliopsida; Malpighiales; Linaceae.
GGAAGGUGGUGGUGGAAUCAUAGCAACGACCAUGUCGGUUUUAAUAUCUUUCGAUAUGUAUGAUGAUGGCAACCGCAACACACGGUACACGACAAACGCACCAGAGUGGAUGAUUGAGGCUUCUAGUCUUGUUGGUGGCCAAUGAGGAAUUUUAUUUAGAAUGGUAGGUUGUGAGAAUUGAACCCGGGGGUAAAGUGUCAACCUUCACGCCUUAAUACUUGAGCCACACCUUGGUGGUUAAUAUUUGGUUCUACG